Messenger RNA from Sebastes umbrosus (honeycomb rockfish), 7566 nucleotides. It is a transcript of the gene ark2cb, whose product is annotated as ring finger protein 165b. The coding region runs from base 3043 to 3957 and encodes 304 amino acids. Gene Ontology annotation, molecular function: zinc ion binding; ubiquitin protein ligase activity. The transcript has 9 exons. The record is from RefSeq and is a predicted model, not a curated record. Lineage: Eukaryota; Metazoa; Chordata; Actinopteri; Perciformes; Sebastidae.
GCAACAUCGCCCUCUUCAGCUCCGGACAUCUAAUGACAUGUCUGCUUUAGUCAGCGACAACCAAGCAGCCAGCCGGAGGAGUCAGACAGACAGUGGUUUCUCUGGGUCUGCCUGAGCCUGAGCCUGAGCCUGAGCCUGUGUGGUGCUACUAGCCAGCCAGCCAGCCAGCCAGCCAGCAACAACCAGCCAGCCGCCUGAAUGUAGAUCCGCAUGGGCUGCUACUACUCCUCUUUCUCUCCAGAUAACCCAGCAGGAAUCACAAGAUAAGGAUCCCAGGAUGGUCUUAGUGCAUGUCGGAUAUCUGGUUCUUCCUGUAUUCGGCUCAGUGAGAAACAGAGUAUGGAGGCUGGCUCUACAUUCUGCAUUUAUCAGAUCUUUGUCGUCCCCCCCAUUGUGUAGCUAAUGAUCAUCUGCUGCUGUGUGGUGUGGCGUGGCCUCUGCCUGUUCUCUGCAUUUAGCUGUAUUGUGAAUCCCUUCUUCAUUUCCUCUUUCCAUCAGAAGACGACAUUGGUAUUAAAAAAGCACCCCCCCCCCCCUCCCCAAGAUGUAUUCAGCCAUAGACUUUCCAUGUUAAGCAAGACUAAAACAAUAGCUAACACCUAGAAACAGAGCACCUUUUUUGUCUUUUUUCUGUCAAAUUGCUGUAGCACUGAGUGAACAUUUUAGCUCCUUUUUUAGAUAUCAGUUGAAUGUCAUUGUGUACCUCCCAUCCAGUCUUUGAUAGACAACAUGCUGUAAAUUCCUGUAAAGUGGAUACAUUUUGCAUGAUCUUAAAUACCGCACUGCAUUGUUGAACACCAGAAUUUGGCUCAUCUUCCUUCUCUUUCACACAAGGUGCAAUGUACAUGAUUAAAGUGACCUCUAAUUAAAACAAGAAAAACAUGCAAAUUGGAACCAUAUGCAUGGCAUUUUUCAUUUUUAAAACUUCCAGCAAAUGCUGUCAUGUGAUCACUUGAAAUGAUUGAAGGUACACUGCACCUGCACACAACAACCUGCCAUAACUGUCUCCAUUUUUGUGUAAUCCUUUUGUUCCCUUUGCAAAUUCUCAAGCUUCGAAUCACACUGAAUUGUCAGGGCUGUUUGCCCCUUACGGGCAACCUCUAAACAUUUACGGAAGCAAAACAUGCUCACUGGUGGUUCAUCACUUCCCAAUUUUCCCCACUAACAUAAGGCCAAAAUGCUAUCCAUUUCACAGGGAUGCCUAUUUUCCUGCACUGCUAAAGAGAUCCUCUAUUAGUAAUAACGUCUUUUAUUGUUUGGUUGUGGUCUCUCUUUACCUUUUGUUCUGGUAAUAGUACUUUCAAUGCAUGGUCACAUUUAUGAUUCAUAAUUUUUUGUUUUCUGUUUUUCUACAUUGACUAGUGAAAAUCCAAUGUAAUCUUUCUGUAGUAAAGAUGUACCCUGCUGUACUGAAAUCAUGUGCUGUAGCCAACACGUCUGCUCAUUGGAUGCCGCUUUUGUUCUUUUUAACCCUAUAUGGAGCAUGGUGGGCCUUGCCUUCAGUCUAUGUUGUUUAUUUUUGUUGCAUGGAUUUAUACUAUUAUUACAAACAAACAAGAAAAAAAAACACAAAUUCCACAUAUACUAAUAUUUUUCAAUAAAGAAUAUAGUGUUUUUCCUAACCUUCAGUGUGCUUCUUGCUGAUUUCCAUUUAUUGUCCUCCCUCUCCCUUGUCCCUACCUGCCCCCCUCCACCCCCCUCCCCACCUCCUCUCCCGCUGUGACAAAGAUAGACAAUUUCCACGCUUCCUCCAUCACAGGGCCUGAAUGAGUCUAUCUGCUGUCAUUCAUGGUGAUCGUUUUCACUGAGACGCUUGAAAACGCAGUGUGCUACUUUUACAGUCUAGCCUUGAGCCUUUGACCCACGGCAGCAAGGUCAUCUGUUGUCUGCCCGGCAACACUGGCGACCUGUAAAUAUUGCUGGAAGGUCAUACUGCCUAUCUUUGCUGGGUGUGUUUUAAAAUCAUACUGCGUUUUUCAAGCGUACUCCUAGUAAAUGCAAUGUAGACUUUGCCUAUUUCCUCAUGAUUUUUAAAAAAUAUAAUUCACUGUUUACGCCAGAUUUCGUCGUCUCUUUUGCACUGUCAAAGCAGAUUUGUACUGGGAUCUUACUGCACAAUUAUAACGUCCAAACUCUGUAAAAUUCACUGCUUCGGUUUCUGCCAGAUGGACAUAACAGAGCACAGUGAAUUCUGCUCCACUGUAAACCAAUCAUGGCUCCCUGAAGCCAGGAUCUCCUCAAAACUUCUAAAAAGCUACAUUUGUUAUUGCAAUUUCUCAGCCCUUACUUAAUCAAAAAGGUCUUUUUAAGCACAAGCUCAGUAUUAAAACCACACUGCACAAGUUAGACUGUAUUUUUUCCAAUGUUGAGCUUUCACAGCAGUCCGUUCAUUGAAGUUGCCAAAUAGCUGUGGUUAGAGAGGGUAAAAAAAGGCAUUCAAGCUAUUUCCUCUCAACUCCUGAAUGUUCAUAUGAGAGAAUAACAAGUAGAGCUACACUGUAUGUGUAAGACACAAAGAUACAGUAGGUCUCAGUGAAGCACACAUGCAUAAUAAUGUGAAUUUAUUGUGGUUUCUUUUUUAAGAAGGAAGGAAUUGCUCUUUACGGUUAUAUAGAUAGAGACUUGGCACCCAAACAGUUUAUCUUCUAGACAGGCAGGUACUAAUGGUUUUCAGUCAGAGUGCACUGACCCUCUUGUCGGCUGCAGGAUUUACAAGAACCAAGCUGCGUUCAAGACCGUAUAAACUGGUAGAUUUCAUCUGAUCUGAUCCAGUUCGCUUGUCUGUGAAUCAGAAGACCAGGAGUCGAUCCAGAGGUCGGAAAUGCGAUUAAAGAAACGAAAGCUCGCGUAUUGUGUGCAGGACCAAAAACGGUUGUCAUGUUCAUGGUACUUGUGGUAACCAUCAUUUUCCCACCCCCACAGAAGUAUUUUUCACCCUAGGUAAGAGGAUCCCAUUUCAACCGGCAGCAGCAGCAGCAGCAGCAGCACAGCCAUGCUACCUCUUGCCGGCACUUCCAGUUAGGUCCUCAGGCCCCGCUGCCCAUGGACUUCCCCAUGCCCCACCCAGGGCAGCCACAGUCAGGCAUUAACCCCCACCUGGCCCCUCCCGGCCACCAGCAUGGCCCUCCGCUCCACCCGCCCCUCAACUCCCUGCCCGCUCCCCAGUUCCAGGACCUCCCUGCCCCUCCCUUCCUACCUCAGGCAUUACACCAGCAAUACCUCCUCCAGCAGCAGAUCCUCGAGGCCCAGCACCGACACAUCCUGCCACCCUCCAGACGCACCCCAGAGAGAGUUCCUCACCAGCCCCACAGACUGCGGCCCGGCUACGAGUUUGCUCCCCCUCUUCAUGUCCCUCCUCAGCCUGUGGUGCAGCAGCCCCGCUACCUGGCUGAGGGCACAGACUGGGAUCUAAGUGUAGAUGCUGGGUUGCCCCCCCACCAGUAUCACAUCCAUCCGCUGCCGCAGCACUAUCAGCACUACUUGACCUCUCCUAGGAUGCACCACUUCCCUAGAAACAAUGCCUCAACACAAGUGGUUGUCCAUGAGAUCAGAAACUACCCAUAUCCCCAGCUGCACUUGCUGGCUCUGCAGAGCCUCAACCCCUCCCGCCACGCGUCUGCUGUUAGAGAGAGCUAUGAGGAGCUUCUGCAGCUGGAGGACAGGCUGGGCAGUGUAAACCGUGGAGCGGUCCAAACCACCAUAGAGAGAUUCACCUUCCCCCAUAAGUACAAAAAGAGAAUACCCCAGGACCUGAAGAUGUGUCUGGAAGACGAGGAGCUGGACACCGACGAGAAGUGCACCAUCUGUCUGUCAAUGCUGGAGGAUGCAGAGGAUGUCAGGAGAUUACCCUGCAUGCACCUCUUCCACCAGGCGUGUGUGGACCAAUGGCUGGCCACCAGCAGAAAGUGCCCCAUCUGUAGAGUGGACAUUGAGACCCAACUGACCCCCGACAGUUGAUAGCUCCUGUCGUCUCCUGCAGCUUUGGAUCUGGUCUUGUUGAUUCUCCAUUGCCUCCCUCCGGGGGGGGGGGGAAGCUCUGCCAAACACCCCUCUCUUCACCUCUGCAUCACUCAACGAGCCUGCCUUCUGAGACAGCUGUGACAGAGGGAUCAACAAAGCACAUUCACCUACAACACAACGAGGGACGGGGGUUGAUGCAUAUAGAUAGGUGGCUGGACUGAAGGUUGGUUUGAAUGGACUUGCUGGAUGUAAAAGGUAGGAGCGGACACGUAUGGACAGAUGUGCUGAGGCUACACACACACACACAGAUUCUGUCAGAUUGUGCACCCUGUGUACAUUUCUCCAUACAGCCAUCGAGAGAGGACACUCUGACCACCAACCUCCCCAGCUCAGUGUGGCGUAUUAAGGCCAUUUCUCUGCCACUACAUCUAAACCCUUUCCCCCCCCCAGGCCUGUGAAAAAAUCCUUUAAGCUGCACUCUGCCCAAGCCCUCAGCACAUCUGUACAGAACAUUAUCAAAUGAUUAGCAUGAGGUUGUUUGGUGUGAACUCUCGUAGCUGAACGCUUGUGGUGUAAUGGAGUAUAGUACUGAAUAAGUAUUUACAGAGUAACAGUGUUGUGUAGCAAGCAAAAGCCUUUUGUGAAAAAUAAACCUACAGAGAUGUUGGCUCAAAUAAGAGAGAAUAUUCAGCGUGUUAAUUAAUCAUAGACAAUGAGGAAAGAGCUAGUUGUGUAAAAAGGCCAAAAAUCCCUCUUUCUCGUCUAACAUGGUUUUGGAUUUACAGUUAGUAGAUGCCAUCAGAGUUGAUGCAAAAACCCGCUAACUGCAGGCAUGGCUUCCAGUGAUCUGUGUAGUGUUGUAGUCGGGCCUCUUUUAUCUAGAGCAGAGGCCUCAGAUGUGCAUGCUGUAUGGCAGGCUUGGGCUGUGUCGUUAAUAUUGUGGAGCAGUAGAAACAGGGACUGUGUGUCUGUGCAUGUGAACCGUAUACUAUGACUCUGAUGAUCCCACUCAUUCAUAGAGGAGGACAAGAAUGCACCUAAUACCCCUUCCCUACACCCCCUCUCCCUCCCCCCCACUCAUCCCGAGUAGACCAAAGUUGCCCUUAGACACUGAUCUCAGACCAAUGUAGCAUUUCUCUCCUGACGUUUAGGAUUCAAAGCGCUGCUAAGUAGAUCCGUGUCUAACUGCAACUCCUCUCUGUUGCCUCGCUCAUGGCAUGAUCAUAUGACAUGAGAGGCCGGCAUGGGCUUGAGGAUGCAGUGCCUGAGGUCUUGCCAUCAGAGUGAAUCAAAAUCUGACAUUUGUAUUACCUAUUACCAGAACCUUAUUGCCUAUCAAACAAGCACAUGUGAUUUCUAUAUACAGUGAAUCGCCUCUGUUGUGUAUCGGCCUCCUUUUCAUUUCAAUCUAAGUUGCUCCCACUGUUAUGAUAAAAAAGACUGUGUCUGGUGUUACAGGGAAAAUACAAACUAGUUUGCCUGUGAUAUGUGCUAGAAUGUGUAUGAUUGUCCCCACCCCCCCCUCUCCCAUGGUAGUAGUGUAUGGUAUUGCUAGAACAACUGUGAUACGUUCAGUGAUAGAAGCCGUUUUCUCUAUAUCAUGCAUGAACCAUGUCGGCGUAGUUCACUUGAAGGAGGGUGAAAGGGAGAAAAAGCCAUCCAUUUGAAAAAUACCAAACAAUCGUUCUUAACAUUAAUUUUAUUUUCAAAUGUCUCUUUUUCUGCCAUUUUUCUUUUUCUUCUUACUUGUAUUUUUUUUUUUUUUUUUUUGCUCACAUGCCAAUUUGGACAUGGUACUAAUAUGCCGAGUCCUUGUCCAUUUUAACCAUAGUGAAGAAAAAGCUGCAAUGCUGCAAAAACAUAUUUAUUGUUGUUAUAAUGUAGCUUGUGUUUUGUAAAUGCACUAUAAUAUGGAGUUGCCUGAUUUUUUGGUUUGGUGGUGUGGGUUCUUCUUGUCCUAGAUUUUGUGUUUCUAUUCAGUUCUGAGUAUUUUCAUGCUUCCUUGUGUAUUAUUGGAGGGUAACUUGACUGUUUGUGUUGCGUUUGUUUUUUUCUUUUCGUAUGAAAACCUCCAUCCAAAAAACUACAGAUGGAUGAAAAUGGAGGUUUUGCUAGUUCACAUAGAAUGCUGUGAUUAAAGAUGCCUUAAGUAUUUAACAAUCAUUAUUUAUUACUAACUGUAGCUAGCUAGCUAUCGUGGUGGAAUAUUUAAUGUCUCUAUCUCAUAACUUUGCAAUUUAAUCAAUAUAUUUAUUUAAAAUAACACAAAAUAUAAAAAAAAGAAUACCUCAUUAUGCAUUGGUCGGUGGGGAUGCUUUUGCAUGCCGUCUGUGUUUUCUUUUUCAAAGGAGAAAAAAAGAAACCUGUUGAAAAAUUGACUUGGGGGUGUUUUCCCAACACAUUUUCUAGCCAGCAUGGUGCUGUUGAUCUGGAUUACAUUCCAUUCAUGCCACCUCUUGAUUUUACUAUUAAAUCUGUUCAUUUCUUAAACAUCACCCCUGCUUUGAUCUGAAGCAGACGACGGGGUACAGCCCCUUUUUGUCUUAGUACGGCUCCACAAUUAGCUUGCUUUUGUUAUAUUAUACGGCUUCGUUUCCCAUAAUCAGUCAUAAUUGAUUUAAUUUUUAAUAUUAGUUUUAUUUUGACCAUGUUCAUGAUACUCCCAUCAUAUCUGGAUCUCAAUUUAGUGCUUAUUAUUUAAGGACCCACAUAAUGAGCUGUAUUAUUUGUCCUUAUGUAUCGCUGGCAAUUGCUUUGUGUGGGAUUUUGGGAAGUAUCUAACAUGCUAACUUGAGCCAUUGGUCUUAUUGAGCAAAUUUCUGGUGUACUGUGGUUAUACAAUAUAGAUAGCGUGUUUUACACCUGGGUAUAAUAAGCUAACUACGUUUUCGGUGUGCAUUUCUUAUUAAUACUCUACUAAUCCUGCAAAUUAUUAUAACAUUUAUUGGAUUGGAAUGAAGCUGGCUGGUCUUAUUAUUAUUAUUAUUUCAUUUCGUGCUCUCACUGGCCUUACCCCACGUCCUCCACAGUGUACCCCAUUACUCCAGAGCGAACUGGACAGUAGCCAUAGUAUUAACUCAAGCUGAUGAACCGGAAUGAACAGUAGAACUUAAAGCACAAGCUUUUUAAUGCAUGUCCUUCUCAGGUUUUCCUAUGUGUAUGUGGGAGUAGCUCUGUAGAUGUGUUUAAUAUGAUGCUGUACCUUCUUGAAUAUUUCAGAUGUUUCUUUGCUGCUGAAAAAAUGUUGAUUAUUAACCUGCCAGUGAAAAAGGGAAGUGGCCAUCUUUGUACAACACACUGCUGUUUUGCUGUAACCGCGCAAUGUUUUAUGAUCUUGAGUAUUUUAUAGAAAAGUAGAAGUAUGUAUCAAUAAUAUGAAAGCAAUAGCUAAAUCAUAAUGAAGAAUAACAUGAUCAGUGAAUAUUGUGGAAAAUCUUUAGAUUCACUCUGGGUGGAUUUUGUACUGUAUUUAUUACUAAUGAUGAUGCAAAAAGUUGCAUAGCUUAACCCAAACUGUUCUGUCUCUUUUUUAUUUAUUGUCUUGUAUAUGAUCUUUUUGUAUGUGUUUUUCAAAUAAACUGCCUAAAAUGCUGAGAACUCAUCUAA